Myotis davidii is the source of this 2387-nucleotide messenger RNA. It is a transcript of the gene SLC39A7, whose product is annotated as solute carrier family 39 (zinc transporter), member 7. Gene Ontology annotation, molecular function: zinc ion transmembrane transporter activity. The transcript has 8 exons. Lineage: Eukaryota; Metazoa; Chordata; Mammalia; Chiroptera; Vespertilionidae. Gene Ontology annotation, cellular component: membrane. The record is from RefSeq and is a predicted model, not a curated record. Gene Ontology annotation, biological process: intracellular zinc ion homeostasis; zinc ion transmembrane transport. The coding region runs from base 395 to 1780 and encodes 461 amino acids.
CGGGGCCGGCUGAGCACGAAGCAGCCCUAGAGAAAAAGACUCUGGCCUGAACCGGGUCGAAUUAAGCGCUUCGCGCUGCUCUGCACCAAAAUGACAGCGCCGAUGUGGAAGCCAUCUUGGUACAGAAGGGAAGUCGCCGUGCUAGUUCCCGCCCCCUCGCCUCGUUGAAAACGGAGGAGGCGGUCUCCGGCUCGGGAGCCGGCCUCGCCCACCCUCCCCUCAAAUAACCUCCUCACCCGCGCAUGCGCGCCGGGGCAGGGCCGCCGCCGCCGGGCGCCGCCAUCUUGGUAAAGGACUGGAACCGAGAGACGAGACUUCCUGUUCCCGCGGGAGCUGGAGGCGGGACUGCCACGUCCGAGUAGACCUGGCGCGGAGCGGAUCCCGGAGCUGCGUGAUGGCCAGAAGCCUGGGGGCCCCCCACUGGGUGGCCGUGGGACUGCUGACCUGGGCGGCCCUGGGGCUGCUAGUGGCCGGACACGGGGGUCAUGGCGACCUGCACGAGGACCGGCACGAAGACUUCCAUGGCCACAGCCACUCACAUGAGGAUUUCCAUCAUGGACACAGCCACGCCCACGGCCAUGGCCACACACACGAGAGCAUCUGGCAUGGGCAUACCCAUGCUCACGACCACGAACAUUUGCAUGAGGAUUUGCAUCAUGACCAUAGCAAUGGCCACUCCCAUGAGAGCCUCUACCACAGAGGACAUGGACAUGACCAUAAGCACAGCCAUGGAGGCUAUGGGGAGGUUCCAGGCAGCAAGCGGGACCUGGAUACUGUCACUCUCUGGGCUUAUGCACUGGGGGCCACAGUGCUGAUCUCUGCAGCUCCAUUUUUCGUCCUCUUCCUUAUCCCUGUGGAGUCAAACUCCCCCCGGCACCGCUCUCUGCUCCAGAUCUUGCUCAGUUUUGCUUCUGGUGGGCUCCUGGGAGAUGCUUUCCUGCACCUCAUCCCUCAUGCCCUGGAACCUCAUUCUCACCACCUUCAGGAGCAGCCGGGACAUGGACACUCCCACAGUGGCCAGGGCCCUAUUUUGUCAGUGGGACUGUGGGUCCUCAGUGGAAUUGUCGCCUUUCUUGUGGUGGAGAAAUUUGUGAGACACGUGAAAGGAGGACACGGACACACUCAUGGACAUGGUCACACACACGGAAGUCAUGGACAUGGAACACAGGAGCGCUCUGCAAAGGAGAAACAGAACUCAGAGGAAGAAGAAAAGGCAGCAGAGGGGUUGAGGAAGCGGAGAGGAGGGGGCACAGGGCCCAAAGAUGGGUCAGUGAGACCUCAGAAUUCUGAAGAGGAAAAAACAGGUUCAGAUCUCCGAGUAUCAGGGUACCUCAAUCUGGCUGCUGACCUGGCACACAACUUCACAGAUGGUCUGGCCAUUGGUGCUUCAUUUCGAGGGGGUUUGGGAUUGGGGGUCCUGACCACGACGACUGUCCUGCUACAUGAAGUGCCCCACGAAGUUGGGGACUUUGCCAUCUUGGUCCAGUCUGGCUGCAGCAAAAAGCAGGCAAUGUGUCUGCAACUACUGACGGCAAUAGGGGCGCUGGCAGGCACAGCCUGUGCCCUCCUAACUGAAGGAGGGGCAGUGGGCAGUGAAGUUGCAGGUGGUACAGGCCCUGGCUGGAUUCUGCCAUUCACUGCAGGUGGCUUUAUCUACGUAGCGACGGUGUCUGUGUUGCCUGAGCUGUUGAAGGAGGCUUCACCAUUGCAAUCACUUCUGGAGGUGCUGGGGCUGCUGGGGGGAGUUGUCAUGAUGGUGCUGAUUGCCCACCUCGAGUGAGAGGUGGGAUAAACUGCCCCCACCCCAGCCCCAAGCCUUUAGCCUCUCAGUCCUCUGGGUCUGGGGUCUGUGGAGGUUGGGGGCCUGGCCAGACUCAUCUGCCAAAGGAAGUUGUUUCCUAGGGAAGUACUGGUGUGGGCAUGAAAGCAGCAAGAUUUGACAGUCUUCUAGGAGCUGUAGGGAUGAGUAUGAGAGGCCAGAGGGACCAUAGUGUUGGGCAUGUGCUGACCAUGUUGGGUGUGGGGCACUAAAUGGGGCCAUGGAGAAGGCUGGAAGAGACCACUGAUGGUGGCCUACGGAGCCUCCUACCCCACCUGUUCUCAAGAGAACCAAGCUGCCACACACAGAUUUCCCCAAGGUCCUCCUCCUCCUCCCUCCCACCUGUGGGUGGGGGCUGCAGGGAGGGCUAGAGCCCUGGGAGUGGGAGCAGCAGGCGUCGCGAUAAACAUCUACUAAACUUCAAUCGUGUGUCUUGAUUUGGAGGGGAGGGGCUUUAGUUGCUAAUCUCAUUGCCUGAUUUUUGUUUCUAAUAUUUUUUAUAUCGCUGUUUGAAUCGAGGGGGUGGGGUGGUGACCGGAAAUAAAGUCCUCGGAUCUUCCGCCCCAAA